Molecule: messenger RNA, 507 nt
Organism: Arthroderma uncinatum
Lineage: Eukaryota; Fungi; Ascomycota; Eurotiomycetes; Onygenales; Arthrodermataceae
Exons: 8
Coding region: 1-507 (168 amino acids)
Source: RefSeq, a predicted model, not a curated record
AUGGCGGACUUCCCUACGCUGAAGCCGGCAUUCACCAUGCAGGUCAGUAUUGACCCAGGUGUGAACGUUGGAAGCACUGCGAAGAACUGCAGCUUCGUCGUCGUGCCCAUGACCAGCGGCACCGUCAAGAGCGAGCCUGGCUUCUCACCAGCCUUCAACGGCGAGUUCACCGGCACUGGCAAUGAUUAUAUCCGCACCGAUCCGGAUGGCAAGCGUCUGAGACUCGACGCGCAUGCGGUAGUGAAGACCGAGACAGGAGCCCAUGUGUACAUUCACUACACUGGGGUCGUCGACCUGACUCCUGAUAUCAGCGCCAUCUUGUCGGGCCAGUCGGAGUCAAAAACGAUACCGUUCGGAGAUAUAUUCAUCACUGUCAAGCUCGAGAGCGGAGACUCCGAUCAUGCGGCUCUAGAGAACGGCAUCUUUGUGGCUGCUGGCCGCUUCAUCUAUGAGAAGGGCAAGCAGCCUACAGUUGACUACAAGGUCAGCCAGGUCUGCAAGGCGUAG